AUGGGAAGGGAGGGGCAGAAAGUAAAGGCUUUAUAUUUCCUCUUCAGAGACACAGCUCCCAUCUCUCCUGCCAAACUGUUCACUUCACCACUGAAAAGCAACAAAGGUAGGGUUUGGUCUAAUGGAUUCCCUCAACAUAGCAAAUGUUGAAUUUUGCCUCGAUGUGUUCAAAGAGCUGAACAGUAACAACUUAGGAGAUAAUGUCUUCUUUUCCCCGCUGAGUCUGCUUUAUGCUCUAAGUAUGAUCCUCCUUGGAGCCAGAGGAAACAGUGCACAGCAGAUGGAAAAGGUGCUUCACUUUAAUCAUAUUGCAGAAUCAUCAGGACCAGAGUUCAAGGACUCAGCUAAGUGCAGCCAAACUGGAAGGAUUCAUUCAGAGCUUGGAGCCCUAUUCUCUCAAAUCAACCAGCCAAACUCUAACUAUACCCUCAGCAUUGCCAACAGACUCUACGGGACAAAGGCAAUGGCAUUCCACCAGCAAUACUUAAAAUGUUCUGAGGAAUUGUAUCAAGCCAGUCUGCAAACUGCUGAUUUUGAACAAUCUGUGGAAGAAGCAAGGAAAACUAUUAAUGCCUGGGUUGAAAGUAAAACUGAUGGAAAAGUCACUAACCUCUUUGAAAAGGGCACACUUGAUGCUUCUUGUGUCAUGGUCUUGGUGAAUGCCAUAUAUUUCAAAGGACAAUGGCAAAAUAAGUUUCAGGAAAGAGACACGGUUAAAAGCCGUUUUCAGCUAAGGAAGGGUAAAAGCGUAACUGUGGAGAUGAUGUAUCAGACUGGAAAGUUUAAGCUGGCCCUCAUCGAGGAGCCCCAGAUGCAGGUUCUUGAGCUGCCCUAUGUUAACAACACCCUGAGUAUGAUCAUUCUGCUUCCAGUGGACAUGGCUGAUCUAGACCAGGUAGAAAAACAGCUGAAUGCGAAGACCUUUCAUGAGUGGACCAGCCCGUCUAACAUGGUGGAGAGGGAGGUGGAAGUACAUCUCCCCCGAUUCAAACUGGAAAUCAAGUACGAGCUAAAUUCCCUGUUAAAAUCCCUCGGGAUGACAGAUAUCUUCAACGAGGUCAAAGCAGAUCUUUCUGCAAUAUCACCAGCCAAGGGCCUCUUUGUAUCAAAGAUCAUCCACAAGUCCUACGUAGAAGUCAAUGAGGAGGGCACGGAGGCAACCGCAGCCACCGGGGACAGCCUGGUGGUAAAAAGACUCCCCAUCCGAGCUCAGUUCCUGGCGAACCACCCCUUCCUGUUCUUCAUAAGGCACAUUCACACCAACGCAAUUCUCUUCUGUGGCAAGGUCGCCUUGCCCUGAGCAAGUGGGGUGAAGCAAGGCUCAGGGUCACAGAGGAGGCACAGGAACAAACCUGUGACUAAAAGCAGUUCAUAUCUUACCCUCUUCUGUGCCUCAGUUUGCUCCUCUGCAAUAUAGGUCUAGGACAUCUCCCAGCUUACUCCAUGAGUUAGUGAACCCUCAGAUGGUAGUAAUCAUGGAACAAGGUAUAGUUACAAAAAAGCCUCUCUGGCUCUCUUAUCUUCAUUUAAGUGUGUCAGGGUGACACGACCGUGUCAAUGGGAAACAACCUUAGAAGAUAAGAUUUUCUUGACUUGUUUAUAUCAGUGAGCUCUUGAAUAAGUGGCCACUUUAGCUUCUGAAAACCAAUUUAAAGGCUUCAACUUUGGUUGGAUCUUAAAAUCUGUUAUUUUCUUUGGGUGUACAUAUAACACCAUGAAUUCUGCAUUGAUUAUAAUAAAUACAUGAAAUGCCUUAA
This is a messenger RNA of Hippopotamus amphibius kiboko, 1757 nucleotides long. Its product is annotated as serpin B11-like. The record is from RefSeq and is a predicted model, not a curated record. Bases 122 to 1300 code for a protein of 392 amino acids. The transcript is spliced from 8 exons. Gene Ontology annotation, molecular function: serine-type endopeptidase inhibitor activity. Lineage: Eukaryota; Metazoa; Chordata; Mammalia; Artiodactyla; Hippopotamidae. Gene Ontology annotation, biological process: negative regulation of endopeptidase activity.